Molecule: messenger RNA, 1125 nt
Organism: Spodoptera littoralis (African cotton leafworm)
Lineage: Eukaryota; Metazoa; Arthropoda; Insecta; Lepidoptera; Noctuidae
Source: the annotation of a GenBank genome assembly
AUGUUGAGCACUAACUUAUUUCAGGUUAAAACAACAAAGGAGUUGUUGGAACAGAUCCAGUCGCGCGGCAGUAAGCCGGCCGCGUCGCCUGCCUCGCCGCGCUCUCCCGCCUCGCCAGACGUCAUGCUAAUAGAGCCCGACACGUUCGUGAAGGCGGAGUCUCCACUACGGAACGGCGGCACGACCCCCCGCCCCCCGUCCCCCUGCGCGUCCCCCGCGCCCCCGCUGUCCCCGCUGGAGGAGCCGCGCGAGGAGCUGCAGUGCACGUGCGAGGAGUUCGAGCACGAGCAGUGCCCGCUGCGGGCGGCGCUGGGCGCGCGCGUGCGGCCGCGCCACGUGCACGCGCUGCACCACGCGCUGCUGCCCGGCCUCAACGGCACGCGCGCGCCGCCGCUGCCGCAGCGCUUCGCAGUGCGCGCCGCGCCGCACGCCACCGACCCCGACCUCUUCGCCAGCGUCGUGCCGCUCUACAAGUACUCCGACUACGCGGACGACUACUGCGUCAAGAACAUGUCGCGCGUGCCGCUGUGUACGCACCUGCCCUGGACAGAGUUCGCGCCGCCGCCCCCGGACCUGCCCCCGCCGCCCGAGCCGCCGCCGCUGCGGCCCUACCCGCCAAUCGACCCCGAGCCGGCGGAGGCCAGCGAAGACGCUGAGCAGGACGAAGUAGAUGUGAAACCCGACGUGAAGCGGGAACCCAAGGAGCACACGGAGGUGGAGGCCGAGAUGGUCGAGCGAGAGACUGAAGGCGCCCCUGCUGUCGGCCGAGGAGAGUCGCAGCUGGGGGUGGCGCGGCGCGAGGCGGAGUCCCCCGCGCGACAGUUCGCGGCCGCCGCGCCGCAGCACCGCAGCGUGCCGCGCACGAGAGCGGAGCCCGCCUCGCUGCUGGCCGACGCCACGGCCGCCGCCUCGCUGGCGCCCUUCAGCUACGCGCAGCUGGACGGCGCGAGCGUGCUGCCGCGCGCCGCGCUGGCCAGCGACGCGGCGCUGGCGGCGGCGCUGGCGGCGGCGCCGGCGGAGCGCGACGGGCUGGGCCGGCCGGCGCGGGCCGCGCGGUUCGCGGAGUGGCACGAGUGCGCGCGGCUGGGCGAGCUGGUGGCGCUGCCGUACGUGGUGCUCGACUGA